AUGACCGACAAGCUCCCCCCCAACCUGCUCGCGCUCUUCGCGGCGCGACCACCUCUGCGAUUCCUCGAGCCGCCCGAUCAUGCGCCUCAGCACCGCACGACAGCCCCCAUCACCGGUGUCGCACAGUUUCUCCCGGAACUCCAGAAGUACAAGGAAACUGAUGUUUACAACCCCACUGAGAGUUGGUUGCAAGCCCGCGAUCGCAAGAAGCGAGAGAAAAAGGAGAAGCUGGAGACGCUCCUCAGAGAAGCGCCCGAUCAUCAUAAGCCAAACGAGGACCCCAACGUUCGUGGCGAUGCGUUCAAGACUUUGAUGGUCGCGCGUCUCAGUUACGAUGCUGAUGAGAGGGAUCUGGAGAAAGAAUUUGGUCGCUACGGCCCCAUCGAGCGUAUUCGUAUCGUUGUCGAUACUCACGCUCACGAGAAGCCAAACAAGAAGAAGAAGCCCCAUCGAGGCUAUGCUUUUGUCGUAUUCGAACGAGAGAAAGAUAUGCGAGCGGCUUUAGAUGCCUGUGAUGGUAUGCGCAUCAAAGAUCGACGUAUCAAGGUAGACGUCGAACGCGGCAGAACUGUCAAGGGCUGGAAACCUCGCCGACUUGGUGGUGGCCUCGGAGGGCGAGGCUACACUAGAGCUAUGGCUGCUCGUCCCAUGGGUCCCGGUGGCUUUAGCGGCGGUGGCGGUUUCCGUGGUGGCUUCAAGGGUUUCGACGGAGGACGCGGCCGUGGUGGUUUUAGAGGAGGAUUCGGCGGUCGUGGAGGAGGAUUCCGAAGCGGCGACCGAGGAGGUGACAGGGGCGGUGAUCGAGGCGGCUACGGCGCACCUAGUGAUGCCCCGUCCGGCCCUGGAUUCGACCGCAGAAACGGCGGCGGCGGCUAUGGUGACCGGGACCGUGGCGACCGAAGGGGUGGAGACCGAGGCCCCGGUGGGUAUGAUUCUCGUAGCGGUGGUCGCUCAUUUGACGACAGACACGGCGGCGGCCAUCGUGACGGUGGCCGAUACGGCGGAGAACGCGAGAACCGACGCACCGGAAGUAACAUGGAACCCAUCGGAGGCCGACGAGAAGGUGGGUAUCGCGAACAACGGGACCGAGACUACGACAGACCCCGUGAUGACGAUGGUGGCCGAAAGCGUGGCUAUGACGGCGGCUAUGAGGAUCCUCGAAAGCUUCGUCGUUAUUAA
Molecule: messenger RNA, 1179 nt
Organism: Fusarium fujikuroi IMI 58289
Lineage: Eukaryota; Fungi; Ascomycota; Sordariomycetes; Hypocreales; Nectriaceae
Product: related to U1 small nuclear ribonucleoprotein
Exons: 4
Coding region: 1-1179 (392 amino acids)
Biological process (GO): mRNA splicing, via spliceosome
Cellular component (GO): U2-type prespliceosome; precatalytic spliceosome; U1 snRNP
Molecular function (GO): mRNA binding; U1 snRNA binding
Source: RefSeq, a predicted model, not a curated record